AUGGCGCACCUCGAUCAGUACGAAGCGGACGGGAUCGCGGAGCCGCCCGAGGACUACGACCCGGAGGCGGAGCUCGAGGCGAGGCUCCGCGCGGAAGCGGAGCUCGAGGAGCGAGACGCGAGGGAAGGUCAGCGGCCGGGGAUGACCGGUGGGCGCGUCAGGCCGAGGGCGUUGGAGGCGGACGACGACGACGAUCAGUGGCGCAGGCAGCAGCGGCGACGACGCGCGGGGGAUCGCGACGAGGACGACGAGGAGUACGUCGAGAAGGACGGCGACGGCGCGCCCGUGUACAGGAUCAGGAUCCGCGAGAUGUGCGUCGCGAACGGCCAGUCGUUGGAGGUGUCGUACCUGCACUUAGCGGAGAGAGAGCCGAUCCUCGCGGUGUGGGUCGCGGACGCGCCCGCGGACAUGUUGGCGAUGUUCGACGAAGUCGCGAAACAAGAGGCGCUGAAGCUGUACCCUUCGUACGGGGACAUUCACGGCCGCAUCUUCACGCGGAUCACGGGGCUGCCGAUCAUGGAUCAGAUACGCGACAUUCGCCAGGCGCAUCUGAACUGCCUGAUCAAGAUCGAGGGCGUCGUGACGCGACGGACCGGGGUGUUUCCGCAGUUGAGGGAGGUGAUGUACGACUGCUCGAAGUGCGGGUUCGUCGUCGGGCCCAUCUAUCAAAACGGCGCCGGCGAGGAGCUCAGGCCGGGGUCGUGCCCGGACUGCCAGAGCAAAGGGCCGUGGAAGGUGAACACGGAGCGGACGGUGUACCGGAACUUUCAGCGGAUGACGCUGCAGGAGUCGCCCGGGAACGUCCCCGCGGGGCGGCUGCCGCGGAGUAAAGAGAUCAUCAUGCUCAACGACCUCAUCGACGGCGCCAAGCCGGGGGACCAGGUGGUGGUCACCGGCAUAUACGCCAACAACUACGAGCACUCGCUGAACAUGCGGAACGGGUUCCCGGUGUUCUCCACGCACGUGGAGGCGAAUCACCUGUUGAAAAAGAGCGAUCUGUAUUCGACGCACACGCUCACGGACGAGGACAAGGAAGAGAUUCGAAGGCUGUCGCGCGACCCUCGCGUGUGCCAACGCAUCGUCAAGUCCAUGGCGCCCUCGAUUCACGGGCACGACGACAUCAAGGCCGGGAUCGCGCUCGCGCUGUUCGGGGGACAGGAGAAGAUCGUCAAGGGAAAGACGCGCCUGAGAGGCGACAUCAACCUCCUGCUUCUCGGCGACCCCGGGGUCGCCAAGUCGCAGUUUUUAAAAUACGUCGAAAAGACGGCGUCCCGCGCGGUGUACACCACGGGGAAAGGCGCGUCCGCGGUCGGUUUAACCGCCGCGGUGCACAAAGACCACAUCACGAAGGAGUGGGUCCUGGAAGGCGGCGCGCUCGUCCUCGCGGACCGCGGCGUGUGCCUCAUCGACGAGUUCGACAAGAUGAACGACCAAGACCGCGUCUCCAUCCACGAGGCGAUGGAGCAGCAGUCCAUCUCCAUCUCCAAGGCGGGCAUCGUGACGUCGCUGCAAGCGCGGUGCUCCGUCAUGGCGGCCGCGAACCCGGUCGGGGGGCGGUACGACAGCUCGCGCACGUUCAGCGACAACGUCGAGCUCACGGACCCGAUCUUAUCGCGGUUCGACAUCAUGUGCGUCGUGAAGGAUAUCGUCGACCCGGUGCUGGACGAGCGACUGGCCAAGUUCAUCGUCGGGUCGCACUUCAAGUCGCAUCCGGAUCGGGACCCGGACGAGCCUCUGGGCGACGUUUUCAAAGGGUCGCUGACCGACGUUCCGGACGACUCGCCGGACGUGGAGCUCAUCCCGCAGGACUUGCUGAGGAAGUACAUCGCGUACGCGAAGCGGUUCGUGCGACCGAAGCUCAGCAGCGGCGACCUUCCGAAAAUUUCGCAGGUGUACGCGGAACUGAGGAGAGAGUCGGUCACGCGCGAGGGCAUGCCCGUCGCGGUGCGGCACGUCGAGUCCAUCAUCCGCAUGUCCGAGGCGAGGGCGUCUAUGCGGUUGUCCGAACACGUCAGCAGCGAAGACAUCGACGCCGCGAUCGCGGUGAUGCUCCAGAGCUUUAUCGGGACGCAGAAGCUCUCCGUGCAAAAGGCGCUGGGGAAGAAGUUCGCGCGGUACACGCACUUCCACCGCGACUACGAUCAGCUCCUUCUGAACAUCCUGCGCGACAUCGUCAGAGAGAUGAACUACUGGGACUCCGUCGGCGCGGGCACCGCGAACAAUACCGCGAGCGGCGGCGGCGCGAACAGCGAGUCGCAGCAGGGCGGGACCACGACGGUGCGAUGCAAGCUGUUGGAGGACAAGGCGAGGGAGUACGGCGUCGAAGACUUGACGCGGUUUUACGGCUCCCCCGCGUUCGCGUCGGCGCGGUUCACGCACGACGCGGAGCGGAACGUCAUCGUGCACUCGAUGGUGUGA
This is a messenger RNA of Micromonas pusilla CCMP1545, 2418 nucleotides long. RefSeq lists its product as uncharacterized. Gene Ontology annotation, molecular function: single-stranded DNA binding; ATP binding; single-stranded DNA helicase activity. Gene Ontology annotation, biological process: double-strand break repair via break-induced replication; mitotic DNA replication initiation; DNA replication. Lineage: Eukaryota; Viridiplantae; Chlorophyta; Mamiellophyceae; Mamiellales; Mamiellaceae. The transcript has 2 exons. The record is from RefSeq and is a predicted model, not a curated record. Bases 1 to 2418 code for a protein of 805 amino acids. Gene Ontology annotation, cellular component: nucleus; MCM complex.